This is a messenger RNA of Neltuma alba, 2857 nucleotides long. RefSeq names its product chaperone protein ClpC, chloroplastic-like. Gene Ontology annotation, molecular function: protein binding; ATP hydrolysis activity; ATP binding. Gene Ontology annotation, biological process: cellular response to heat. NCBI's taxonomy places the organism in Eukaryota, Viridiplantae, Streptophyta, Magnoliopsida, Fabales, Fabaceae. Bases 6 to 2819 code for a protein of 937 amino acids. The transcript has 9 exons. The record is from RefSeq and is a predicted model, not a curated record. Gene Ontology annotation, cellular component: cytoplasm.
GAAUCAUGUCCAGGCUUUUGGCUCAGCCAAUUACCGUCGCUGGUUUAGUCUGUGGGCAAAGGAAUGGCCAUCAACGUAAGCAGUCUAAAAAAUCACGAAGAUCAGUUAAAAUAAUGUGCCACACUUUAGGAGCAUCUGGUUUAAGAAUGUCAGGUUUCUCAUCAGGACUCCAAGCUGUUAUUCCUUUGGAGCACACAAAUACAAUUCUGAGACCUCGACAAGAUUUUCGUUCCAUGGUGUCAAUUGCAACUUCUUCUAGAGGAGGGAGGGCCAAACGAUUUGUACCUAAAGCCAUGUUUGAUCGUUACACAGAGAGAGCAAUCCGAGUAAUCACGCUUUCACAGGAGGAGGCGAGACGUCUUGGUCAUAAUUUUGUUGGAACAGAGCAAAUUCUACUGGGUCUCAUUAGCGAAGGCACGGGUAUUGCUGCUCAUGCUUUAAAGUCAAACGGAAUCAACCUUGAAGAUGCACGUAAAGAGGUUGAGAAAAUAAUUGGAAAGGGCAGUGGAUUUGCUGCUGUUGAAAUUCCAUUCACACGUCAAGCAAAGCAUGUGUUGGAACUCUCAAAUGAAGAAGCGAAAAACUUAGGACACGACUAUAUUGGAUCUGAGCAUUUGCUUUUGGGUAUCCUUGCUGAGGGCGAAGGUGUUGCAGCACGUGUUCUUCAAAACCUGGGUACUAAACCAACUACAAUUCGCUCAGAGGUUAUUUGCAUAAUUGCUGCGAGUUCUAUCGAGGCCCCUUAUAUUGUGGGCCCAAGUGGUAGUGGCAAUCUAAUGCCAAUUUUUCGUCCGCAAAAGAAAAUGCCCACUUUAGAGGGAUAUGGUACAAAUUUGACCAAGCUAGCUGAAGAGGGAAAAUUGAAUCCUGUUGUUGGAAGGCAGGAGCAAAUUGAACGUGUCACUCUAAUUUUAAGUCGUUGUACAAAAAAUAAUGCUUGUCUAAUUGGAGAACCUGGUGUUGGGAAGACAGCUAUUGCUGAGGGUCUUGCUCAGAGGAUUGUAAAUGGUGAAGUGCCUGCAACUCUAGAGGGGAAGAAGGUUAUCAGUCUUGAUAUGGGUCUACUUGUUGCUGGAACUAAAUAUCGUGGAGAGUUUGAGGAGAGAUUAGAGAAAUUAGUGGAGGAAAUCAAACAAAAUAAUGAUAUAAUACUUUUCAUCGAUGAAGUGCACACACUAAUUGGAGCUGGAUCAGCUGAAGGAACACUUGAUGCUGCAAAUAUGCUAAAACCAGCUCUUGCAAGAGGUGAACUGCAGUGUAUAGGAGCCACAACUCUGGAUGAAUACAGGAAACACAUUGAAAAAGAUGCAGCAUUGGAGAGGCGAUUCCAGCCUGUUAAAAUACCGGAGCCUACUGUGGAUGAGACGAUACAAAUUUUGACAGGAGUGAGAGAACGUUUUGAGAUUUACCACAAAGUCCGCUACACUAAUGAGGCUCUUGCAGCUGCUGCUCAGUUGUCACACCAGUACAUCAGUGAUCGAUUUCUACCAGACAAAGCUAUAGAUUUGGUUGAUGAGGCUGGAUGCUGGGUUGGACUUCGACAUGCACAGUUACCUGAGGAAGCUAAAGAGCUACAAAAGGAGGUCAGGCAGAUUGUGAAGGAGAAAGAAGAAGCUUCACACGACCAAGACUUUAAACAGGCGGCAGAGCUGCGAGAUAGAGAAAUGGAUCUUAAGACACAAAUCUCAGCACUUGUAGAGCAACGCAAGGAGAUGAACAAGGCUGAGAGUGAGGCAGGAGAUGGAGUUCAAGUUGUUACUGAGGAUGACAUCCGACACAUAGUCUCUUCUUGGACUGGUAUUCCUGUUAAGAAGAUCUCAGCGGAUGAAUCUGACCUUCUCCUUAAGAUGGAAGAGACCCUACGCAAGAGGGUCAUUGGUCAGGAUGAAGCAGUGGAAGCCAUUAGUCGAGCUAUACGCCGAGCCCGGGUUGGGUUGAAGAACCCGAAUCGUCCCAUUGCCAGCUUCAUAUUUUCCGGUCCAACUGGUGUAGGGAAGUCUGAGUUGGCAAAAGCAUUGGCUACAUAUUACUUUGGCUCUGAAGAAGACAUGGUUCGGCUUGACAUGAGUGAAUAUAUGGAAAUGCACACUGUCUCCAAGCUCAUUGGUUCCCCUCCUGGAUAUGUCGGUUACACUGAAGGUGGCCAGUUGACCGAGGCGGUUCGGCGUCGGCCCUAUACUGUAGUCCUCUUUGAUGAAAUCGAGAAAGCUCAUCCUGAUGUAUUCAACAUGAUGCUUCAAAUUCUUGAAGACGGAAGGCUAACAGACAGCAAGGGCAGAACUGUGGACUUCAAGAAUACACUUCUGAUAAUGACUUCAAACGUAGGAAGCAGUGUGAUUGAGAAAGGUGGCCGUCGAAUAGGAUUCGACCUUGACUAUGAUGAGAAGGACAGCAGCUAUAACCGUAUCAAGAGUUUGGUGACUGAGGAAUUGAAACAAUACUUUAGACCAGAGUUUUUGAAUAGGUUAGAUGAAAUGAUUGUUUUCAGGCAACUCACAAAGCUGGAAGUGAAGGAGAUUGCUGAUAUAAUGCUGAGGGAAGUCUUUGACAGAUUAAAAGCCAAGGAAAUUGAACUUCAAGUUACAGAAAAGUUUAGGGAUAGAGUGGUCGAGGAAGGUUAUGAUCCCAGGUAUGGUGCGAGGCCUUUAAGAAGAGCCAUAAUGGCACUUUUGGAGGACAGCAUGGCGGAGAAGAUGCUGGCCAGAGAGAUCAAAGAGGGUGAUUCUGUUAUAGUGGAUGUUGAUUCUGAUGGGAGUGUGAUGGUGCUGAAUGGAAGCAUUGGUGCUUUAGAGACCUUGCCGGAGGCUAUCCUAGCAUAAAAUGGCCAUCUUCUGCUUAUGUGGAGAUGAUGUUAGCG